UGCUUUCGCCGUCGGUUGGAACGUUCGGUCGGUUUCAUCGUUUUCGGUGCUCUCGGGAUUGAUUGAUUGGAUCAUACUGGAUAAUGAGUGAUAUUGGUUUUAUUAAAAGUGAAUUGUCUCACGAGUGAGGCAUUGGCUUAGUUUUGUGUCGAAGAUAGAUCGAAAAGUGGUGAUAGUGUCGAUCAAAAUCGGAGUCGGCGGCGAUCAAAGGAGAUCAAAGAAGGCGCGUGUGUUGUUGCGUUCGCGAUAAAGAGCAACAAACGAGAUAGCGUUGUCACAUCUGGUUUUUGUCAUCACUCGACGGUGUGUAAGGGCUUGGGAGAAGUGAACCACCCCAGUACGGUUGUCUUGCUACGUUGAGGUGAACGGUCGCGGAUGGAGUAAAAGUGAAGGAAGUGCACAGCGGGAGGAAGAAGAGGAUCGAGUUUUAUUGCACUCAAGUGCGAAGUAUUGAGCCAGAAUGUUGUAAAUUUGAGGCCGUUUGGAGCAGAUUUGGUUGUAGUGGUGAAACGGGGCUUCUAAAAAUAUGCAUGAAGUGGCGGUGCGGUGCUGAAGAGAUGCCGCCGGUUGUGUUGUUGUAUUGGUGUUGAGAAUCGUCGAUCAUUUUAUGUGUUGUUUAUUGCUCUUCGAAGUUGUUAUCCAUGGUAUCAAUGUGAGCGUGUUGAAAUAACACCGGAAAGUGUGUGAAACGGAGUGAAGAUAAUAGCAAUCCAAAACAGAGCAUAUGAAUCGAAAAGUGUGAAGUGAAAUUAAGAAUUUCAUUUUUCGAAACCAUGGCUCAAAUGUGCAGGUUGCUUCAAUAUUCGAUUCUGGUUGCUUGUUUCGCUUGUUCGGGAUCCUUACAGCAGCAUGAAUCAUUUGGAGGGCACGAAAUGUCCAGUAUGAAUGCAGAUGACUUCCAGCACCACAAUCGUUGUGAAACGAUUACAAUUCCAUUCUGCACGGAUAUUCAGUAUAACAGAACAAUCAUGCCAAACCUGAUUGGACACACAAAGCAGGAGGAAGCUGCAUUGGAGGUUCACCAGUUCAUACCUCUGGUGAAGAUUGACUGCAGUCCAGAUCUCAAGUUCUUCCUUUGCACCCUGUACGCACCUGUCUGUACAAUCCUCAAUUAUCCCAUACCACCGUGUCGGAGCUUGUGCGAGAGUGCUCGGGCAUGUGAAACAAUUAUGAGGACUUUUGACUUUCCAUGGCCGGAGAACUUGGAGUGUAGCAAGUUCCCGGAGGAUGGCAAAGAGCUGUGUGUCUCGCAGAAUACGUCAUCAGAAAGCACACCGAUGCCAACGAAUGCGAUGCAUCCUACCAAACCUCAUGUCGCAAGGAAAAACAACCAUGCCGGGGCUGGUGUUGCAAAUCACGUAGGGAGCAGUCAUCGAGAUUUAGGAUUUAUCUGUCCGGUGCAGUUGAAGGCUCCAACGAUUAUGGGCUAUCAGCUGACUGUAGGAGGAAAGGUUACCAAAGACUGCGGAGCACCGUGCCAUUCGAUGUUCUUCUCGGAAAACGAGCGAACCGUGCUCAAGUACUGGGUCGGCUCUUGGGCUGCGGUUUGCGUUGCCAGUUGUCUCUUCACGGUGUUAACAUUUAUGAUUGAUUCGUCCCGCUUCCGCUAUCCCGAACGGCCCAUCGUGUUCCUGGCCAUCUGCUAUCUCAUAGUCGGGUGUGCGUAUGUGGCCGGGCUCGGAGCCGGCGAUACCGUCGCGUGCCGCGAACCUUUCCAACCGCACAUCAAACUCGGUCGGAUGCACAUGCUUUCGACCAUAACUCAGGGUCACCGCCAGUCCACGUCCUGCACGGUCCUGUUUAUGGCUCUCUACUUCUGCUGUAUGGCGGCGUUCGCCUGGUGGGCUUGCCUGGCGCUGGCUUGGUUCCUGGCCGCCGGUCUAAAGUGGGGUCACGAAGCAAUCGAAAACCGAUCCCAUCUGUUCCAUCUGGUGGCGUGGGCGAUUCCGGCGAUCCAGACCAUUUUCGUGCUCGCUCUCGGGAAAGUUGAAGGUGACGUCCUAUCCGGAGUGUGCUUCGUCGGUCAGCUGGAUACGCACUCGUUGGCCGUGUUUCUGCUGAUCCCCCUGUGCAUCUACCUCUCGGUGGGGGCCCUCUUUCUGCUGGCCGGCUUCAUUUCGCUGUUUCGCAUCCGAACGGUAAUGAAGCACGACGGCACCCGCACCGACAAGCUGGAACGGCUGAUGCUCCGGAUUGGGUUCUUCAGCGGACUGUUCAUACUGCCUGCCCUCGGGUAUUUGGGCUGUUUGUUCUACGAGUACUACAACUUCGACGACUGGAUGGUCCAGUGGAACCGGCAGAUGUGUAAGCUUUUCUCGAUUCCGUGUCCGACGACGACGACGACUGCGACAAUGACAGGGAAGCACGGCUCAGCAGGGAUGAUGGCCCAGCAGGAUGACGAGAAGCCCAUCUUCCACAUUUAUAUGGUGAAGUAUGUGUGCUCGAUGCUGGUCGGAGUUACUUCCAGUGUGUGGCUGUGGUCCGGCAAGACGGUGGUUAGCUGGAGACAGUUCGCCGAGAGGUUGCAGGGAAAGGAUAACCGCAAUCGUGGGGCGUAUGUUUAGGUUUAGAAGGUGACAUCGCGGCGCGGUAGCUGUUAACGCUUUGAAGUGAGCUUAAAAUGCUAGAAUUGCGAAUUUAGAGAAACCAAAUGUUUUGUUUUAGGAAAUGUUGGGUUAGAAUGGCGGAGCAUUUAUCGCAAAGAAACUGCAUACAAUCGAGAUUAACUACUUAAGCAAUUUUUAUUGAAUGAAGCAUGAACCUAAAGGCAUUAAUUAAGGUAAUUGUUGAUUUGGCAUAGAAGUGACGAUGAAGCUGUAUACAAAACUUUCUCUUAUCAGGGCGUACUGAACAACAAAACGAUAAAUUGGAUUAACUUAGCUGGUAGUUUUUCCCAGAGAUAAUCUCUUUGUGACAGAAAAAGAGUUCCUUCUUGGACAGUUGUUCGCUUUUUUGGUCAAGUUAACCCGCAAUGCUUUUCUCUGCUGGCCACUAACCGGAGGAGUAAGUUUUAGCUGUUAAUGAACGUAGGAUGUUUUAUGGAACUGAAAUUUUGACCCGAAUGACAAGUAAUAAGUAAUUUGCCUGAGAAGCAGAAGUUUCGACGAGAAAGUCGUUUAACCCAACAGAUUGUUGGGACAACACAAUCGUUUGGCAGAGCUGGGCUUUUGGCCGAACGAGUAGUUUGACCAGAAUAAGACAUUUUGUCCAAAUCAAUCGGUCGCAUGAGGCAAUCUUGAUUUAAACUUUUUUACGUAGGACUACGUCUUUCUCGUCUAUAUUGGGGUACACUUUGCGGUUGCGAAAAUCGGAGACCGUCACAAAAAUAUGAUAGACUUCAAACGUUAAUAUCUCAGCCGUUUCUAGAUGGAUUUCCAUUUUUUUGGACUAUUUGAUCAAGGAUGAGUCAACGCUUCCACGGCCGUGUAAAAAAAAUCUCAUACACAUUUUUUGCA
Molecule: messenger RNA, 3455 nt
Organism: Armigeres subalbatus
Lineage: Eukaryota; Metazoa; Arthropoda; Insecta; Diptera; Culicidae
Product: frizzled-like
Exons: 5
Coding region: 774-2564 (596 amino acids)
Biological process (GO): canonical Wnt signaling pathway; non-canonical Wnt signaling pathway
Cellular component (GO): plasma membrane
Molecular function (GO): Wnt-protein binding; Wnt receptor activity
Source: RefSeq, a predicted model, not a curated record